AUGGCAAAAUCAACUAAUUCCCUCCAAAUACUUUCAUGGCUUCUAAUUAUUUGUUCUUUUUUCACCAUAGUAGCUAGUAAAUCAAGUGAUGAAGAGGAAACUAAAUCAAUAAGUUAUGAUCCUCAGCCUCACAAAAAUGGCCUCCUCAAUGUCAUCGAUUCGUGUUGGAGAUGGAAAGGCGAUUGGUCAUCCAAUCGAAAGGCUUUAGCGGAUUGUGCAAUAGGCUUUGGAAGUAGUACCAUAGGUGGUAAAUAUGGUGACAUUUAUAUUGUCACUGACUCUUCUGAUGACCCUAUAAAUCCUAAACCAGGCACACUUAGGUAUGGUGCAAUUCAGUCUGAGCCACUUUGGAUUAUUUUCAGAAGGGACAUGGUACUUACACUUAAAAAUGAACUUAUGGUGAAUAGUUACAAGACUAUAGAUGGCAGAGGAGCAAAAGUAGAAAUCUCUAAUGGUCCAUGUAUCACAUUGGACUAUGUCACAAAUGUUAUUAUUCAUGGGAUUAGUAUCCAUGAUUGUAAGCCUGGUAAAAAGGGCUCUGAUGGUGAUGCUAUAAGUGUGUUUACAUCGUCGAAUGUUUGGAUUGAUCAUUGCUAUCUUGCUCGUGCAACGGAUGGACUACUCGAUGUUAUUCAUGCUUCAACUGCAGUAACCAUUUCCAACAAUUACUUCACUGAGCAUGACAAAGUUAUGUUAUUGGGACACAACGAUGAAUAUACUGCGGACAGAAAAAUGAAAGUCACAGUAGUUUACAACCAUUUUGGCCGCGAAUUAGUUCAAAGAAUGCCAAGGGUUAGGCAUGGGUAUGCUCAUGUGGCCAACAAUUAUUAUGAUCAAUGGUUAAUGUAUGCCAUUGGUGGGAGUGCAGAUCCAACAAUAUUCAGUGAAGGAAAUUAUUUCAUUGCUCCUGACAAAGCUUACAACAAAGAGGUCACCAAGAGGGAGACUGAAGACAAAGGAUGGAAAAGUUGGAAAUGGAGGUCCUCCAAUGAUAUGUUUAUGAAUGGAGCUUAUUUUCUUCCAUCUGGAUAUGGAAGUAUUGCUCCAAAAUACACGAGAGGACAAUCGUUCAUUGUUGCUCACGGAGCAUUUACUCCCUCUUUAACUUCCAAUGCUGGUCCUCUUCAAUGUGUUGUCAAUGAACCUUGCUAAAUGCUGAUAGAAAAUUUCCUUCUUUCCUUUUCUUAUCAUCAGCAUGCCCUGUUAUCUUUGGCAGCA
Molecule: messenger RNA, 1218 nt
Organism: Solanum tuberosum (potato)
Lineage: Eukaryota; Viridiplantae; Streptophyta; Magnoliopsida; Solanales; Solanaceae
Product: putative pectate lyase 17
Exons: 5
Coding region: 1-1152 (383 amino acids)
Molecular function (GO): pectate lyase activity
Source: RefSeq, a predicted model, not a curated record